CAAUGUGUGAUAUUCCGCUGGUUGGUGCACACGCAAGUGUUCAGAUUGAUUGUCUAUCCGUCUUUCACGACGAUUUUCUUGGAGCAGAUCUUCCACACAACCUCGGUAGCCUGGUUUACCAUCCUGGCUCUGGUGUGUGUGGUGGUGUGUGCGGGGUUGCACUCAGAUGGGCGUGUCAGGGGCGGGGCCUCCAUGGUGUAUCUGAGGCGUUUCAUUGGCUGCGCCGUGAGGGAGUUCAUCUUCCUGGCCAAGAAGCCGGGAUGUAGUGGCCUGCACAUCACCACUGAUGCCUGCUGGAGGCGCUGUGAGACCUGGGAGAUUGUUGGAGAUUACUACUUACUACCUCGGGCACACGAGCCCAGUACGAGGUCAGUGGUGGACGUGGAUGGAUGGCUCGUGAGACAGCAGCCUUACAGUGGGCAGAGGGAGACGUUCCGCACGUCAGUGAGCAGGCCACGGGGCAUCCUCAUCAAGCAGUAAGAGCAUCAUUUCCAUGUUCCGCGUCUUCACCUCGUGUCUGUGAGCCGCUCUGUACCUGCCUGUGGACCAUGCCCAUUCCUGUCACCGCAGGGGAUGAUGCAGUCCCAUCAGACAGCGCUUCACAAAGUGGCAAUGGUGGGGAGCCGUGAUGGUGUCGCAGCUCUUAUCAAAGGUGGCUGCGCUCUGGACCUGCAGGACAAAGACGGAAACACUGCGUUGCAUGAGGUGUCCUGGCACGGCUUCAGUCAGUGUGUCAAACUCCUGGUGAAGGCCGGCGCUGACGUCCACGUUAGGAAUAAGGCAGGAAACACAGCAUUGCAUCUGGCCAGUCAGAAUGGCCACUGCCAGAGUGCGCGUCUCCUACUGCUCGGAGGAUCCCAGCCCGACAGCAAGAACCAUGUAGGAGACACGUGUUUGCACAUCGCCUCUCGCUACAAUCAGUUUGCCAUGAUCAAAAUUCUGCUGGGCGCUCUUUGCUCUGUGGCAGAGAAGAAUGAGGUUGGAGAUACUGCCCUGCACGUUGCUGCUGCACUGAACCACAAGAAGACAGUUAAUCUACUGCUAGAGUCUGGAGCUGACAGCGGCAUUAAAAACAAUGCGGGCCAGACUGCUGUUGAUAAAGCCCGGGACCAGAACCACAGAGAGGUGGCCGUGCUCCUGUCCAAAGCAGACCAGGUAAGCAUCACGACUGCAGAAAAUGUUUGUGUGUGUGUGUGUGGGUUCUUGCAGGAGAACACGUCCGUAGCUGAGGCUGAGGACUCACACAGCAGUGACCAGGCUCUCAACAAACGCAUCGAGAUGGUCAGCAAAGCUAUGUCCAGCCCUCGAAACAGGAGGAAGUUACGCAGGCUCAAAGACAGGGCUGACCCCCACGCGAGGAGGGAGGGCCACGGCAGAAGAGCGCGCAGCGCCAGCCCCCUGGACGAGGACGACAUCACCUUCCCCGACGGCAAAGCCUACCAACUGUACACGCUGUACCGGGACAAGGACGGCAAAAUCAAACAGGCCCCGGCCACAGACUGCCACUGCAAGCCUCUCAUCAAGAAGCUGGAGAACCAGCUGAAGGCCACCAAAAUGGAGAUCCGGUCCCAGAUGUACAGCAUCCACGAGGAGAUGAACAGCAAGCUGGGCCGCAUGGACCGACAGAGCAAACACCAGAUCAAAGUGCUCCAGAAGAUAGCACAAGAACGUGUGUCUGUGGAGGGGAUGGAAUGUCUGUACCGCAUCAACCAACGGUCCACCAUAGAGAGACUGAACGAAGAGCGCAGACAGGCCAGGAAGGCCAGUGAGCUGAAGAACUGGUGCAUGUCCAAGAUCCAGGACAUGGAUGUGUGCCUGCCCGGCGAUCCGCAGUACUUCAAGCUCCUCCCCUCUCCCUCCGUGGACCAAUCGCUGCUGGAGACGGACCCCGAGUGCUUGCCGCUUCUCUCGGUGGUGUCGGAGGAGAGCACCAGCUCCUUGGCUACCUACGUCAACGUGCUGCCCAACCCAGGGUUGGGACCCUACGCCGCCGGCCAAGGACCUGACUUCGACGAAGUGUUUGGCAGGAAGUACUUCGAGGUGAAAGUGGACAGCUCCUCAGAGGACCAGCAGCACCCGGCCUAUUUUCACCACGCUGUCCCCUCCUCUGCACCUGCCUGGUGGCUGCCGGCGGACCUGCAGGACACCGACUCCUCCGAGCCCCGAGCUGACCGGCGCAGUGGGGGGGACUACCUGAGCACCCCCAGCGACAGCCUGUCACCCUGCAGCUGCCAGCCAGGAGGCGAGAGUGACCCGGACGACGGUCUCCCGCCGGGUUGGCAGCGCCAGCCCCGCCGCGUUCUGCCGUGCGGGCGGCACGCCAGCGGCGCCCGGACACCCGCAAGGCUGCCGGAGGGCGCGCUGCGCGGCGGCAGAGGAGGCGGAGGCGUGCGCUCGUUGGAGCUGUACGGCGGCGGCGAGCGUCCCGCGGAGAUGGCGUUCGUCCAGCAGCGAGACAGCCUGCACGCGGUGGAGGUGACGCAGCGCUUCUUCGAGACGGUGUCCACGCAGCUGGAGCGCUGGUACGAGAGGAAGAUCCAGGAGGCCCAGCGGCUGGCCGAGCAGCGGGCUACAGUGGACCGCAACGCCCUCAUGGAGCGCAUCAACAGCCUGGAGGAGGAGCUGCAGGGCCUCAGGGCACACACACACACAUAGUGAGAGAGAGACACACACACACACACACACACACACACACACACACACA
Molecule: messenger RNA, 2704 nt
Organism: Alosa alosa (allis shad)
Lineage: Eukaryota; Metazoa; Chordata; Actinopteri; Clupeiformes; Clupeidae
Gene: ankrd6a
Product: ankyrin repeat domain 6a
Exons: 17
Coding region: 574-2655 (693 amino acids)
Molecular function (GO): protein binding
Source: RefSeq, a predicted model, not a curated record